Sebastes umbrosus (honeycomb rockfish) is the source of this 1125-nucleotide messenger RNA. Its product is annotated as arylamine N-acetyltransferase, pineal gland isozyme NAT-10-like. NCBI's taxonomy places the organism in Eukaryota, Metazoa, Chordata, Actinopteri, Perciformes, Sebastidae. The transcript is spliced from 2 exons. Bases 176 to 1060 code for a protein of 294 amino acids. The record is from RefSeq and is a predicted model, not a curated record. Gene Ontology annotation, molecular function: acetyltransferase activity.
AGUAACUGAUUAAUAUAAGGUCCAUGUAAAUCAUCUACUUACCCAAACACUGUGACAAUAAAUUUAACUCCUGUUCACCAGAAAGAAAGACCUGAGUUGCACUUUGUUUGUGGCUCUUAUAGACACACUGUGUCCUCAGGAGAGACCAUUCUGACUGAGCGCACAAUCAAUCUACAUGGAAGGCAAGAUGAAUUUGGAGGAAUACUUCAAACGAAUUGGUGUCCAUGGCUCUUUUGAUAAACUGGAUAUAGCAACACUGAAGUUGAUCCACAAACAGCACGUCAUGUCAAUUCCUUUUGAGGACCUCAGCAUUCACUGUGGUGAGAAGAUCAUCAUGGAUCUUGAGGUCAUUUUCAACAAGAUGGUGAGGAGCAGCCGUGGAGGUUGGUGCCUUGAGAACAACUUCCUGUUUGGCUGGGUGCUGAGAGAAAUGGGCUACGACACUACGACGUUGGGCUCCAGAGUUUUCAACAGUCCCGUCAAUGAGUUUCGUCCCUUUGAAUCUCAUCUCAUUAACAAAGUCGUCAUUGAAGGAAAGGCUUAUAUAGCAGAUGUCAGCUAUGGGAUGUUUUUCCAAGCGUGGGAGCCCCUUGAGCUUGUCUCUGGAAAGGACCAACCUCAGGCAGCGGCUGUCUUUCGCCUCACAGACAAUGGGGACUACUGGGUGCUGCAGAAAACUGGUAGAAAGCCAGAGAUCCUCAAUCCAGAGUUUGCCAACUCAAGUCUGGUGAACAGGAAGGAAACAGAGCAGAUGUUGUGCUUCACCUUGGUGCCUCGUGAGGUCGAUCAUUUCUUUGAGAUAAACCACAAACUCCAGACAGAUCCUACUUCCCGGUACCUCAACAAGUCCAUCUGCUCUUUGCAAACACCAACAGGGUUCAGAGCUCUUAUUGGCUGGACCUACAGUGAGGUCACCUUUAAACCUGAGGAAGGUGUUGAUGUCUUUGACUUGAGAAUCAUAACAGAUGAUGAGAUAGAGCAAAUUCUACAUGAAAAGUUCAAUAUAAAGCUGAAGAACAAACUGCAGCCUGCAAACAAAAAAAUAUGGUACACAUUCUGAAAUCCUACACACGAUCUGUCUUGACAUUUUCUGGAAAUUAUGUCUCAACCUGUUUUGAUUUCAUG